GAUCUGCUAAGAUGACAGAGCCUUCUAAGCUUAUUCAUGUCCGAAACGUUGGCCAUGAAAUAUCUGAGAGUGAUCUGCUUCAGCUAGUGCAUCCUUUUGGAGUUGUCACUAAGCUUGUGAUGUUACGUGCCAAAGAUCAGCCUCUUCUUCAGAUGCAAGACAUGGCUUCUGUCGUCAAUGCAACCGGUUUUAGGUACUCAGUCCCCAAUGGACCUAAUUGUACUGGGUUUUUGUAUAGGUGUUUCAUUUGUUUGUUGCUUGAGCCAUUCUAG
Magnolia sinica is the source of this 272-nucleotide messenger RNA. RefSeq names its product polypyrimidine tract-binding protein homolog 3-like. The coding region runs from base 12 to 272 and encodes 86 amino acids. Gene Ontology annotation, cellular component: nucleus. Gene Ontology annotation, molecular function: mRNA binding. NCBI's taxonomy places the organism in Eukaryota, Viridiplantae, Streptophyta, Magnoliopsida, Magnoliales, Magnoliaceae. Gene Ontology annotation, biological process: regulation of RNA splicing. The transcript has 3 exons. The record is from RefSeq and is a predicted model, not a curated record.